AUGUCGAAGAAGCAGUAUGUCGUGAGGUUGCAAAAGGAGUUGCAGCAGUUGCUCAAGGAGCCCGUGCCCCACGUCAAAGCUUUCCCAAACCCGGCCAACAUCUUGGAGUGGCACUACGUCAUCACUGGACCCGACGACACACCGUACCGAGGCGGAGUCUAUCACGGCAAGCUCAGGUUCCCUCCGGAGUACCCCAUGAAGCCGCCCUCCAUCAUGAUGCUCACGCCCAACGGGCGAUUCAAACCCAACACGCGGUUGUGCUUGUCCAUGUCGGACUUCCACCCCGAGACAUGGAAUCCGCUGUGGAGCGUGGGCAGCAUACUUACUGGCCUGCUCUCAUUUAUGUUGGAGGACAAGAUCACGUCGGGAAGCAUUGAAACGACGGACCUGCAGAAGCGCCAAUACGCACGAGAGUCGAUGGAGGCCAACAAGCGGGACCCCAUGUUCUGCAAGAUUUUUCCCGACCUCAUCAAGGAGUACGAGGCCAGACAGCAAGCGGCGGCGUCAGAGCCCGUGAGCACCGCUACGUCAACGUCGACGUCGACAGCGACGGGAGAGGGCGGCCAGCCAACUGGUGGCGCGGUCCAGCAGCAACAAGGACCCAAGAAGCCAACCAAGAACCAGAGGCGAAAGGCCAAGAAGAAGGCCCAGCAGCAGGAUCCCGCCAAGCAAGCCGAGGCCGAAGCCGAGGCCGAAGCUGAGGCCGAAGAGGGAGUGUGA
Acanthamoeba castellanii str. Neff is the source of this 720-nucleotide messenger RNA. RefSeq names its product Ubiquitinconjugating enzyme subfamily protein. NCBI's taxonomy places the organism in Eukaryota, Discosea, Longamoebia, Acanthamoebidae. The record is from RefSeq and is a predicted model, not a curated record. The transcript is spliced from 7 exons. The coding region runs from base 1 to 720 and encodes 239 amino acids.